Anopheles stephensi (Asian malaria mosquito) is the source of this 673-nucleotide messenger RNA. RefSeq lists its product as uncharacterized. NCBI's taxonomy places the organism in Eukaryota, Metazoa, Arthropoda, Insecta, Diptera, Culicidae. The record is from RefSeq and is a predicted model, not a curated record. Bases 169 to 504 code for a protein of 111 amino acids. The transcript has a single exon.
GGUUCGAGCUGUUCGGAAAUGUGCUCGACAUCCUGUGUGAUUGACAGCACAGGCACAUAUUUACGUUUUUUUAAAUACACAACACCCUUCUGUAUCGGUGCGGCAAGCUAAAACAACAAAUUAUCAGCAAUAGUUAGAUGAUUUAAAAAGAACAUAGGCCUCCUCAAAAUGCCAUCCGCAGAGCCAGCUGAUUGUAGUUCCGAAGCGAGGGAGUGUGCCAACGAAAACGGUGACUACAGCACCGAAAUGAUCACCGACGGUGCACUCAUGAGUCAUGAGUCGCCCGAUCCAGACCGACACCUAAUUCCCGGUGACCGUAUCGAACACGACGAAGAAAUUGACCUCCCUACGGUACGCGAGUUUACGCAAAACGAUACAAUCAACAAGUUUCUGCUGAAUUCAUUCCUGCAGCGCAUAAACGAUAGCACCGAGCCAGAGGGAUAUCGUGAAGCGGGUGCGGCUUCCAGUGCCGCCGAAGAACAAGAACAGGAUUUUGAUUCCUAGCUGAGCGAAGCGGUUGAUGAGAUACACCGCAUUACGUGUAACCGCGAUAAGAGACCCCGCUCGCCGGGGCGUAUCAUUUAAGUUUGGUGUCUAACAUAUUUGAACAGUGAGCGCAGCAGAUUAACGAUGAAUGAAGAAAUGAAGUGAAUAAAUAUCGCCUUAAUACGAA